This is a messenger RNA of Drosophila guanche, 3424 nucleotides long. RefSeq names its product keratin, type I cytoskeletal 9. Bases 23 to 3328 code for a protein of 1101 amino acids. NCBI's taxonomy places the organism in Eukaryota, Metazoa, Arthropoda, Insecta, Diptera, Drosophilidae. The transcript has 6 exons. The record is from RefSeq and is a predicted model, not a curated record.
ACCGCGAACCAAGCAAAACGUCAUGGCAUUCUCCACGCAAAAGGAAUUCUUCCAUGUGCCGUUCAAGAACGCACCCGCCCCGGGUCGUGACUGCCCCGAGGCGUGUGUCAAGCUAAAGAGCUAUCCAUCAACCAUCGAUGAUCGCUCCUGGUCGGCAAGUGAAAACAAAAAGUCGCGGUUUGUGGCAGAUCUGGUUGCCUGCCAUGCAGCGGCUGGUGGUGCUGGCGGUGCUGCUGAUGCUGGUCGAGGCAACGAUACAGCGGGCCAGAAGCCAUCAGACGGACGCGGACGUGGACGCGGAAACAACGCUGGGCCACAAGGAGGCAAUGCUGGUGGUCUUUCGGGAAAUACCAGCAACGCUGGGCCACAAGGGAGCAACGCUGGCGGUCCCUCGAGCAACUCAAGCAACGCUGGGCCACAAUCCGGGCUCACUACUGGCGGACCCUCGAGCAACGCUAGCAGACGCGGCAGCAACGAAGGCGCUCCUGCAACCAGCAAUGACAUACAAUUAAGGGCAGCGCCAGCCAGCAGCGGUAGCGGAGCCUUGGGCGGCCCAAGCGCUCGGACACGUCAAACAGGCCUGGCGGAUGAAUAUGGGAGCAAUCUGGUGUUGGGUGACAGCCUAAUCAAUGCUGCCGAUGAUACAAUUGGACGUAUGGAGAGUCUGAUGAUUAAGAACAAUAUACUAAAGGAAAAGCUGGCCGACUCUAAGGAUCAACUGAAGACGGCGCAGCAGGAGUCCGCCGAGAUCAAGCGUAUUAUGGCACAACGCUACGAUCCAGAUAGAAGCAGGGCACUGAAGAAGAAGGUGAAAGAGCUGUCCGAUGCCAAGAAAAUCGAUUCCAAAGAUGAGCGGGAGCUGAAUGAAAUGAUGAUGGCCAUUGACGACAUGAACAAGGCCCACGAUAUCCUCGAGGCGGAGAAUGCCAAUCUGAAGCGUCUGAUAGAGAAGCAGUCGAAGCGCUGCAACCUGGAGAGCAUCAAGAUCGAGCCCGAGAAGAGCAGCGACAUACCCUACCUGCAGAGGAAGAUUGAAACUCUUGGCAAGGAACUGGUGCUGCUGCGCCAAGCCGAGGACGAGUGCAUGAAGGCUGCAGGCAAACAGUCUGGCGGCAAAUACUCAUUCUCGCCCGAAAAGGACGUGGGCAACAUACAGAAAAUUCUGGCGGAGCGCGAUGCCCUGCGCAGGAAGUGCAAGGCCCUAACGAUGCUCAACGAGCGUGUUGGCAAUCUGAAGAACCAGGCUGAGACGGCAGAGUAUGUUAAUGGCGAUUUGGAGGCGAAUCUUGACCAUCGUGACCAAUAUAUCAGCGACAUGCAUCAGGAGAUAGAAGAAAUGCAAAACUUCUACGAGGGCGAGGUGGACAAGGUGAAAGGAAACGAGGAGUUACUUCUGUGCCGCUGCAAUGAGAUGAAGAAACAGCUGGAGGUUGUCCAGACCACCGCUCAGAAGGCCAAAUGCCAGACCAUGGAGAUCGAUGUGCUGCGCAACGAGUUGCGCAAACGGGACGCUGCCCUGAGCGCUUACGGUAUUCAGUACGAACAACUGAUGAACGUUGUAGCCGAGCUGAACCAGAUGUACGGUAACCAGCGUGCCGAUUGUGGACCCUUCACAGAUAAGACUUCACAGUGUGCAUUGGGCGUUGGCGAUGUGGACGCUAAUCUGGCCGUCUAUACGGGCGCCACUCUGGACCACAUCAUGAGCGAGCUGUCGAAGCAAGGGGAGUGCUUCCAGCAAAUGAAUCAAAACAAUUAUCCUGGUGGCUCUCACAUAAAUAACUUGGAGGACUGCAACCGGGAGUUGAACCGCCUGAGGAACUUGCUGAGGGAGAAGGACGGCGAAUUGGAGGAUUUGUACGAUGAGAACGAUUGCCUCUGUGUAGCUGCCGAAGACAGCAAAAAGAAACUAGAGGAACUGGACCAGCAAGUCCGAAAAUUGGACGAUGAUACCCGGGUCAUGGAGCAGGGCUUCGCCGAGAGCAUUAGCCUCAUCAAGGACAUCGGAGAUGUGGCAGUGGAAAACGAAAAACUCAAGAAUAAAGUGAGCGAACUCAGAGACAGUGAGGCCCAGACGCUCUUUGAUGAUUUGAGCAAGCAGCUGGAGGACUGCAAGAAAAAGACUCAACUGCUCGAGGAUAAAAAUAAAGCUUUGGGUAAUGCACUCAGAAAACUCGGUGUGGAUCCGGAUGCCAUCGAGAGAGAAGUUGAAAGAGGAGAGGGACCACAGGGGGAGAUACGCCGAAUGGUGAAUGAAGCUAAUUUGGAUGGAAAGCCCGGAGAAGACUCUAAGAAGGGUAAGGGUCAAGAUCUAGCUAGACCUGGGGAAGACACUGAGAAGGGUAAGGGUCAAGAUCUAGCAAGACCAGGAGAAAAAAGCAAAGAGAAAGAGCUUGAAAAAGUCGGAGAAACCGCUGGAGCUGGUGAAAAAGGGAAAGGAUCGCCCGAAAAAGAGGACGAGAAAGGAGGAACCGGUGGAACAGAUAAAGGAAAAGCCGGAGAAGACGAUGAGAAGACGCCUGAAGAACCCGCAAAACAAUUAAAACAAGCGACUGAUGGAAAAGGUAAAGGAAAACUCGAAGACAAAACUGACCGCAAACUACCAGCAAAAAGCGGCAAUGUUUCGGGGGCAGAAGAAGAUGGAAAGGCGGCAACGUCUGGAGCAUCGAAAGCAGGCAAAGGGGGUGGCAGUAAGGCACGAGUCGCCAAGGACCAGAAAAAACCGGGAGCUCAUGGGUCAGAGCUGGAGGGAGCAGAGGAACAAUUCGAUGAUUUUGUGCGGAACACUGUUCGAAGCCUAGCGGCUGGCGAGAUCGAUGGCUGUGGGUUGGAGAAGGAGCUGCGCAAAAUCCUCGACCUGUUCGUCGAAGAGUGUGGCUUUUGCUUUUGCAAGUGCAACAUACCCAACAGUCGCUUCUACGCCAUCUGCCACAAGCUGUACCACCGUGGACUGACCACACUGAGCUUCAACGAGCUGGCCUACAUCCACAAGCGUAUCUAUGCUGCGGCCGAGUACAUUCUGCCCGGCUGCCUGUUCAACCACAUGCUACACGAUGGGGCUACAUACGAGUGCCCCGAGCAAAAGCCCACCAUCCACGGCAGACAACAGCCAAAGUGUUACUGCGAUCCCAAAGAGGGACACCUCCUGAAGAAGGUGAUACGUCUGGAGACGGACAUUGAGAAUGCCAAGGUGUGUCUGAAGAACUUGAAGAAUAUGCCAAAGGACUUUGACCUUCCCAUGGGACGCAUCAGUGAUGGCGGUGCCUAUUCUCCAAGGGAGCAACAUGCUUCUCGUUUCACGAAGGCAAAGAAGCAGAAAUAUUUUUCAUAACUAAAAAUGAUGUUCAAUGAUGUUAUUUUAUUUAUUUAUUUGAGUUUUAUAUCGGAAUGCGAAUGAAGUCCCCAUUACAAAAAUCAGUUGUGAAAG